Acaulospora colombiana is the source of this 123-nucleotide messenger RNA. The record is from the annotation of a GenBank genome assembly. NCBI's taxonomy places the organism in Eukaryota, Fungi, Glomeromycota, Glomeromycetes, Diversisporales, Acaulosporaceae.
AUUCGUGGGGUCAUUAAAGUUAUCGUCAUUGACAUAGGCAAAAUGGGUCUCGACAUAGACGAAAUUCAGAUCAUGAAGAAUCUCAAUAUGAUCGUAGAAGUCAACGUUCUCAAUUUGUAUUAG